Molecule: messenger RNA, 561 nt
Organism: Amphimedon queenslandica
Lineage: Eukaryota; Metazoa; Porifera; Demospongiae; Haplosclerida; Niphatidae
Exons: 2
Coding region: 1-561 (186 amino acids)
Source: RefSeq, a predicted model, not a curated record
AUGUUUGGGGAUGUUAGUGUCCUUGCAGUUGGUGAUUUGUAUCAAUUACCUCUAGUAGGGCAAGCUCCUUUGUUUGCUACUGUGAAUAAUGGCUCUUUAAAUUCUUUACACGAGUCUGGUUCUUAUGGGUUCAUACAGCUUAGAAGUAGCUGUACUGAUGAAGACAUUAAUGUUCUUUCAAGUAAAAUUAUCACUCCUAAAUCACAUGAUUAUCCAACUCAUGUUUGUCACCUAUAUCGCCUCAAUAAAGAUGUAGAUGAUGGAAGCAAAUUUAUGCUGAACAAGCUAGCAUCUGAAGAACAAUUUUUGAUUAAAGCAGCUGAUGCAACUGGUGGUAAACCCAUUGACCUGUCCAAUGUACCAGAUAAAAGAACAGAGACUGGAAAUCUACAUACCACAUUAAAAGUAGCUGUUGUAGCUCUUGUCAUGCUCAAUGUUAAUGUAGAUGUCUCUGAUGGACUGGUUAAUGGGACCAGUGGAGAAAUUGUUCAUGUUGUAGUGAAUGAAGGAAAUAGUCCUAUUAGAAUAUUAGUCAAAUUUGAUAACCAAACAGUAGGUUGA